Molecule: messenger RNA, 2909 nt
Organism: Girardinichthys multiradiatus
Lineage: Eukaryota; Metazoa; Chordata; Actinopteri; Cyprinodontiformes; Goodeidae
Product: DENN domain-containing protein 2D-like
Exons: 14
Coding region: 427-1989 (520 amino acids)
Cellular component (GO): nucleoplasm; cytosol
Source: RefSeq, a predicted model, not a curated record
UUGAAACAUGUAUAUCUGCAUAGGUUUGGAGAAUUUUCAUCCCUAGUUUAAAUUGCAGAUGGGUUCUAAACUCUGCAUUGCUUUUUGUCUUCCUCCUAAAUAAAAAUGCUGUCCGCAGUUUAUUCCAUGUUAACAAUUAUUCUACCCAAGCGGGUCUUUGGAUCCGAGAAAUCCCCUCCAACUUUUUCUGAUAAACGCCAACAUCCGCCCUGCAGAGCUUUCGUUUUUCCGCCUAACUUGAAAGCAGCAGAGCCGUGCUGCUCCUCACAGCGGGGCGGGGCGGUGCGGUGCGGUGCGGGCUUUUCUCUGUCUGCGAACCUGACGGAUGCGUGGUCUGAGCGGGGAUGGAGACGAUGAAUUGCCGCUGUGGAGAGUCAGAGAAAAGCCGCUGAGAAGUGAACGGCGUGUCGGUGGAUUUUAGCGGCGAUGAGUGAAGCAGAGACGAGAAGAAGAACAGGAGUGGGGCUGAUGAACAGAUGGAGUGAGCAGCCCAGAGACAAACUCGUCACAUCAGAUGUGCCUGGAAAAGACAGUGCCACACCACCAGGUGAGGAUGAUGGACGACAAGGGGCCCUCAAGAGGUUCAGUGCUAUGUGGCCCUCCUUUGGAAAAGGCAGAAAGGACAAAGCCAAAGACCUUGAGCCUACAGAGACGAGGCAGGACCCACCAGCCGCUGACAAUGUGUCCAUCCAGCCCCGCCGUAUCAGCGGGCAGUACUUCUUUGAGUAUCUAGUGGUGGUCAGCCUGAAGAAGAACAAAGAUGGCAGCAACUAUGAACCUCAAAUCACCUACCAGUUUCCUAAGAGAGAUGUAAUGGCCAAAUUUCAGAAGGAGGAGGAGGAGAAGACCCUAAAGGCAAUCUCUCUAUUCUGUUUCCCAGAAGGCAUCAACUGGGCUCCUUUAACAGAGUACCACAGUGAAACCUUCUCCUUUGUUUUGACUGAGAUUGAUGGCAGCAGAAGAAAUGGAUACUGCAGGAGGUUACUGCCAAAAGGAAAAGGAGCUCGUCCUCCAGAGGCUUACUGUAUUAUCAGUUCACUGGCUUGCUUCGGCCUCUUCUCUAAGAUAUUUGAUGAAGUGGAGAAGCGGCGGCAAAUCUCCAUGGCCUUGAUCUACCCAUUCAUGCAGAAGCUGAGAGAGGCUUCAUUCCCGGCUCCCGGACAGACAGUGGAGAUUAAGAGCUUCAUUCCUGAGUCAGGCACUGAGAUCAUCCACCUGACCCGACCGUUGGACUCUUGGCUGGAACACGUCAACUUUUGCACUCUAUUCGAUUGCCUGACAGACGAGGAGGUGUUACAGGUGUUUGCUGCUGCCGUUCUGGAGAGACGGAUCAUAUUCAUCGCAGAAGAACUAGGCACAUUAUCUCAGGUCCUUCAUGCAGUUGCAGCCCUCCUUUAUCCUUUUACCUGGCAGCACACCUUCAUCUCCAUCGUUCCAGAAAUCCUGAUCGAUGUGGUGAUGGCGCCCACACCCUACCUGUUGGGAGUCCAGAAGCGCCUACUGGACCUGGUCACCGACCAGAGUGAUUUACUGCUGGUUGACUUAUCGAAGCAUAAGGAGAAGACUUUCCGGGUGACUAUUGGUGAUGAAGAUUCGAUUCUUCCCCCAAAGCUUCAGGCUGAAAUACUGGUUGCUCUGAGUCAGAGGAAAAACGUUUCAGAUGUGGAGGAGGUAAAGAAGGUGGAGGAAGUGAACCGGGUGGUGUCUGAGGCCUUCCUCCAUUUCUUUGUCAGAACGGUUGGCCAUUACACCUCCUACGUCAAAUUCACAAAAGAAGGUCCUGGUGUGUUUGAGAAGAGACGCUUCUACAAGGCCAUCGAGUCCAAGACGAUCCGACACUUUGUCAAGAAGUUUAUGCAGACACAGAUGUUUGACCUGUUCAUUCAGGAGCUGGAACAGCAGCAGCCAUUGGGGCUGCAGCAAGGAAUAUUUCACAGAAAGAUUGCUGAAUAUCAAAAGAAGAAAAGUGUGAAAACUAAGAAACACUAGCUGACAUUGUGGGACUCCAGGUGUAAAUAUAUAUAUACACAUAUAUAUAGAGAGAGAGACAGAGAGAGAGAGACAAAUAUGUCAAGCCGUACAUUGGAAAAUAUGUGAAUAUUGCACUGUGUUUUUAAUUAUUUUUAAGUUUGGUUUUAAAUAAUUAUGUUCCAAUGUGUGAAUUACUGUAUGACUGUGUUGCUGCUACUCACAGUGUCAAACACUGGUGAAUGGGAGACUUCUGACCCUGAGGUGGUUCUCAGCCUGUGGCCUCCAUCAUGGUCCUUAUGAACCGGAAAAUCAUUUCCAUUAAAGUUUAGUUUGUUAAGUCCAUGGACCUUCUGUUGGGAUUUCAAGACUUGAGGAGUUCAGUUUAGUGAAGCAUCUAAUGUGUACUUCCUUGUAACUGAGCAGAAUAUCAAAUUGUAUGUAAAAACUGACUUAUUGUCACAAUCCUGAGGUGAAUGGCUUUUAAAUUUUUUUGCGUUUGUAUUCUGAUCAUUUCCUUGUUUCCUUUUGUUCGUAUUCAGUUCAUUUUUACUUGUUCGUGAUUGUUAUGAGUUGUCUCCAUAUUACUCCAUUCUUUGUAUUUAGCUUCCUAGUUUGUUCUUGUGUUCUUUAUACUUGGAGUUAUUUUCUGUUAGAUCUGUUAGAUAUUUCUCCUGGGUUUCUUGCGUCUCUGUUCAGUCUUAUCAGUGUUAAAUAGUCUAUCUUCCUCAGCCUCCCUGCUUUCCUUCUACCACAGCUUCUCAUCAUUUCAUCUGAUUAGCUCUUCUGGUUUGCUUGUGAUUCUGAUUGUCCAGUGGAACCUUCUGUUACUUUCCCUGUUUUUCAUGACUUUUCUGAUUGUGCUUCAGAUACCGUUCCCUUCGUGCUAUCCUGUAAGUUUCUGUCUUUUUGUCAUUAAAUUCUGGUUUCACCAUGCUGUC